AUAUACUGAAAGUACAAAAAGUAAAGGAUCUCAAUAUAGCAUCAACAAAGAUCAAAUCAGAAGAAUACUAAACGUAAAAAUGGCACAGCAAAAGAGACAACAAAAUUUUAACAUACAAGAAGUCAAGACAAACAAUGAAAAUGAUGAAUAUAAUUAUACUGGAAGGAUUUGA
Molecule: messenger RNA, 172 nt
Organism: Scutellospora calospora
Lineage: Eukaryota; Fungi; Glomeromycota; Glomeromycetes; Diversisporales; Gigasporaceae
Source: the annotation of a GenBank genome assembly